AUGAAAAACUUUAAGUUUUAAAUGAAAAGUUAUUAUGUUUAGGAAUUUUUGAAUGUCAAAGAAUCAUGGAGAAAAUCUUUUAAAAUAGCUAUUGUGAUACUAGUGAUUGAGAAUAUCUAGAUGUUAUCAAUUUAUACUUAGAAAUUGGAUGGUUUCGAAUAUGAUUAAUUUUUAAGCCAUAUUAGAAAUUUUAUAGAUUAUUUUAGAUUUUACACCGUAGUUGGAAAUUCAAUCAGCAUAAGAAUUACUUUUAUUCUAGGAGGACUGUUAUUGCAAGGCUUGAUCCUUUUAUUACUGCUGUAUUAAAUUUUUAAAUAGAAAGUGUUUUUAAGAAACAAUUAAGGCAUGCAAAAUUUAGCAAUUGAACAAAAUCUCGAAGAAAAAAUUUAAUAAAAUCACAUCAUAAACUUGACUUUUUCCAUUUUUUUUUAGAUUCAUCAUGGAAUUUUAAUGAUCCCAUUUCUCUUUUGUGGAUUUAAUUUCAUUACUGAAUUAUUCAAGCAAUCUGUUUCCUAUGGGAAUACAGAAAAUAAAUCUAAUUUUGAAUUGUUUGCAAUUGUUUCUGGGUUUAUGAUGAUUGUUUUAUAAAUUUUAAUUGGAUCAUUCAUAAAUUUACAUUAGUUUGAUCACAGAAUGAAAAAGUUUGAUUUUUUGGGCAAAUUUUAAACUUAAAUCAUCCAUUUUCUUUAUGCAUUCUAAUUAUUAGUAAUAUUUUUGUCUGGUAUUUAAGCAUCAGGCUUACUAGUUCAAGUUUUAGGAAUAAUUAAAUCAGUAAUUUAGAUCAUUUGUGAUUAUAAUUAAUAAGUUUAUAUAGAUUACAGGAUAUCAAGGUAUAGCCUUAGAAUAGUGGUAUUAACAGUUAUAUAUUAACUAUAAUUGAUUAUAUGUCAAUUUGGUUAACCAAAAUUAAAGAUUAGCAUUUUGUUAUUUAUAUUGCUAUUUUAUCCUCCAUUGAUAUUACUAACAAAUAAAUUCUUAAUCAGAUAAGAUAUUAGAUAUACUGACUACUAAAACGGAGAUCUGGAGAAAUACUUAAGAAGAUUAUACAUUAUCUUCAAACAAUAAAUGGAUUUAAAAAAGUAAAAAGGAUAUUUAGAACCUAAAUCAUCAUUAGAAAUAUAUGCAUUUAUAUCAAGUCAUAUCAGAGAAUGUAAAAUAUAAAGGGAAAAGCAGAUGCAAAUGAAUAUCAAACUAUAAUAUAAAUGCUUUUGUUAAGAUUUUUAUACUAAAAUGGAUUCUUUUCAAAAUUUUGAGUCAACGCAGUAAUUUGCUAAAGGAUUGAUUGGGCAAAAAAUCGAAAACGAGAUUUAAGAGAAGGCAAAUCCUAAGCUUAUUUUAACUUAUAUUUACUUUUUAAUAUAAAUCAAAAAAGUGCCAAGUCAAGCAAUUUAUGAAGUUAUUCGAUUCUCAAUAAUUUAAAAAGAAUAGUCUCUAAAGCAAAGGGCAAUCGUUUAAAAAUUAAAACAGGAUGCUUUAUAAAAAUUUAGUGAAUUAGUGAAAAAAAAUGAUCUUGUCAAUCAAAAGUUUGUUUUCAAAAAAGUUUAUCAAUACGAAGAAUCACUAAAGUCAGUGAAAAAUAACUUAUGCGUUGUGAUUAAGUAAGAAAAGGACUUUUAUGGAUGCAUUCUUUAGUAGAUUAUUAAUAUUGAUAAGCUUCUAGAUGUAGGUCUUUAAUUAAUUGAAAAUAUCAAAAUCCUUGAAUAUCAAUUACAAUUGUUAUUUAGAACAAAUCCAUUGAAUAAUGAAUGUGACACCAUUUUCAACAUUUUCCACAAAUAUGUUAAUUAUAAUAACUCGAGACCAAAAUUAUACAAAAGAGAAGGUCAAAUAAUGAUGCAAUUUUUAUAAUCAGAAGAGAAGAUAAUCUAUGACCCUGGCAGUUGUGUAAUAUAAAUCACCUUAAUGUAACCAAGAGGAAAUGUCAUAAGAUAUACUAGAUCAUUUUCAAAUGCUAUUGGGUAUAAAGAUGAAGAAAUUUAGGAUUAAAAUAUAAAUAAAUUUAUGCCUUCAAUAAUAGCAAAUGAUCAUGAUUUAUAUUUGGAUAAUUUUGUUGAGAGAGGUAGAAUAAAUGUAGUUAAAAAUGCUGUAAGAGUAAUUUUGGGAAAGAAUAAAUCCUAAUUUGUCGUACCUAUUAAUACUAGAUUAAGAAUAGAAGCUAGUCCAACUGAAUUUGGAGCUACUGCUUUAAUUACACCAGUAAAUCAGUAAUAUGGUUACAUGAUGUUGAAUGAAUAAGGAUAGAUAGAAGAAUUGACUUAAAAUAUUUUUGAAGAUAUUUUUGAGAAACAUUUAGGAUUUGAAGUAGAUUAAAUCAAAGGAUUAGAUUGCUUAUUUUUUAUUCCGGAAUUAUCUAAAAUUUGGGAUUCAUUAUUUGAUGAAGAUUUUGAUAAAUUGGAUAAAAGAUUAGAUUGUUAAUUAAUUCUACCUUUGAUGACUAAAUAGUUAUCGAGAAGUCUUAUACGUUCAAGAUCUAAUAUAUUUUCUAAAUAAAACAUUCAAUCAUAUAUUGCAAAACAAUUUGAAAAUACUCCUAAUGACAAUAUGGUUUAUUAGGUUUCUCUUCAUUUAAUGAGUCUAAUUACUAUAAAUCUUAGAUUAAUCAUUGUUGAAAUCGCAGAAUAUAAAUAAUUAGUGAACCAAAAAAUAACCAGUAGACAAUUUGUUCAAUUAAAAUAUAGAUCAUCAAUAGUAAUAAAUACUUAGUCAUAAAAGGAAAUUCAAACUCAAAAAACAGAUAUCAACUUAUUUUCUUUAAAUUCUCCUCCUAGAGGUCCUCUUUUAAAUGAAUGCAAUUUAGAAUAUGAAGAUUUAAUUGAAGAUAUUAAGAUGAUUGAAGAUUUCAAAACUUAAUUAGCAUCCAUUAAUAGAACUGCUCAAACUAAGUUGAAUGAUCUAUAUCUGCUAUAAAAUAGUAACAACUAAAUUGAGAGAAGAAUAAAUGAAUUUCAAAAGGAUCCUUCAGAAAAAAGUGAUUUUAGUGAAGCUGAUUCAGAUGCCAAAGAAAAAGUCUAAGAAUAAAAUAUCUAAUAUAAUUGUGGAUCUGUUGAUAGUCAAUAAUCUUAAAAUAAUACCACAGCUCUUAAAAGAUAAAUUAAGGAUUGUUUAUCUGAUUCAAAGGGCACUAAUAUUAAAAUCAAGAUGUUUCUACUUUUUAUGUAUGUCUUAGUAAUGUCAGGAUUUUUUGUUAAUUACUUGAUAUUGUAUUUUAAUUUCGAAAAAAUUAAUGAAAACUAAAACUUUGAAAAUUUGCCAUUCCAAUUUUCCUAUUAUUAUAAUGAAUUCAUCAUUGACUAAUCUUUCUUAGCUUAUGAUUAAUUUAAUUUUACAGAAUUAAGUGAAAUAGCCUUUCAAUAUUUCUUGAUAAAUAUUAAAAAUAUUGACAAGACCAUUGUUUUAUUACCUCACAUUAAUCUAAUAGGUAACCUAACUAUGGAAAGCAGAAUGCUGAAUAUUAUGUCCUAAUUAGCUCAAGUAAUUAGCAUGAAUUAUUAAAUUAACUAAUCAGAAUUCUAUAACAACACUAAUGCGUUUAAUAUUUAGUUUGCUGAAAUUGAUAACACAGAUUCUACAAAAAAUUUGCGCAGUUUAUCAAUUUACGUAAUUAUUGAAGAAAUAAUCUUAUUAAUUUUACUUGCACAAUACCUUUAUUUUUUUGUUCGAAUCUAUAAGAUGAAAUAGAAAGUAUAUCAAUUAUUUUGUACUUUCCCAAAAGAAUUAAUUUCAGAACAAUUUGUUUAAUUCACUUCGCUUUAUGCUUAAUUAAACAACACUAGAUUUCGAAAUUAUGAAACGGAUGAAGAAUAAUUUGAAACUACAAUGAUGCAUUAGUAUUAAAAAACAGCAACCUCAAAUAUGCUAGAAAAGCAUAAAACAGUUGGGAAAGAAAUCUCUAUGAAAUAAAUUAAUUCAGCCUAAAUCUUAUUCUUUUUGUUUGUGGUUCUGUACGCCAUGCUUUGUUCUUCCUAUUUUAUUGGAAGUUUUAUCUUAUAACAGGUUACAUAACAAAGCGUAUCAGCAAGAUAUCAAGAAAAAACAACAUUUUCAUUAACAUUAAAUUCCUUAGCAUCUACCUUUGCAUAAUAAGCGAUUCUCUUAAAUCAUACCAUGACAUCUGAGAUGGUUGAUACCUAUAAAUUUGCUGUCUAAUAAUUGGGAGCACUGAGUACUAACCUCCCUUUAUACCAAGAAGAUCAAAACUAUUAAGUUUAUAGAAUCUUAAUUGAAAAUUUAUGCAAUUUGUUUUAAAGUUAAUUGUCUUAUGACUAUGAAGAUUAUUAAACUCUUUUCAGUCUUGGGUAAUGUUAAUUUAUUUCGAAUCUUGAUCAAGGAUUAAGUACAAUGGUUUAAGGUUUAUAUUAGAAUUAAUUUGAUUUUCUGUAAACUAUUUCUACAAAAGGUUUAAAUUCAUCUUUGAAAUACAAUUAUGAUAAUCCUUUAUUUUAAGUUUAAAGAUUGUAUGCCUAAUAUGGAUUUUAAGUGAUAAUUGAAAUACUCACAAAAUAAAUUAAAUCAUUGAUUAACUCAACAUUUAUAAUUAACACAGCUGUCUUUAUUUUAGCAUGUAUAAUUAUGACCAUUUCAUUAAUUACCAUUAAAAUUAUGAUAGAGAAAGUUAAAUAUUAAUAUUACGAAAGCAAACAACUAUUAACAGUGUUUCCAUUUGACAAAUUGAUGGAAAAUGCAUAUGUAAUAGGCUUUAUUACACAUGAUUAGCAUUUUAAAGUAUGA
This is a messenger RNA of Paramecium tetraurelia, 4728 nucleotides long. RefSeq lists its product as uncharacterized. NCBI's taxonomy places the organism in Eukaryota, Ciliophora, Oligohymenophorea, Peniculida, Parameciidae. The transcript has 10 exons. The record is from RefSeq and is a predicted model, not a curated record.